Molecule: messenger RNA, 712 nt
Organism: Hydra vulgaris (swiftwater hydra)
Lineage: Eukaryota; Metazoa; Cnidaria; Hydrozoa; Anthoathecata; Hydridae
Product: ubiquitin-conjugating enzyme E2 A
Biological process (GO): DNA repair; proteasome-mediated ubiquitin-dependent protein catabolic process; protein polyubiquitination
Cellular component (GO): HULC complex
Molecular function (GO): ubiquitin conjugating enzyme activity
Source: RefSeq, a predicted model, not a curated record
GUUGUUUCGAGUCAAAAAUUUAUAAGCGUUACACGAAAAAAAUUACUUCAUUAACAACGAAAAAAACAACAGAAAAACAGCGUAAAACGAACUUCCCUCGAAAAUUUAAGUCGAAAUAAAGUGAUAAAUUAAUUAUGCUUUCACUGAAGUUUUAAUUAAUUUUUUAUUAUAUAUUUUUUAAAGUAAUUGGGAAUAAUUUUCAGAAAACAAAAUGUCUACUCCAGCUCGUCGAAGAUUAAUGAGAGAUUUCAAACGGUUACAAGAUGACCCUCCCACUGGCGUUAGUGGUGCACCUUCUGAAAACAAUAUAAUGUUAUGGAAUGCUGUAAUAUUUGGGCCUGAUGAUACACCAUUCGAAGGAGGUACCUUUCGGUUGACAAUGGAGUUCACAGAAGAAUACCCUAACAAGCCACCAAUAGUCAAGUUUAUAUCAAAAAUGUUUCAUCCGAAUGUUUAUGCUGAUGGCGGUAUAUGCUUGGAUAUAUUACAAAAUAGGUGGAGUCCAACAUAUGACGUAUCAUCAAUAUUAACUUCAAUUCAAUCUUUGCUCGACGAGCCAAACCCAAAUAGUCCAGCCAAUAGCUUAGCUGCUCAAUUAUAUCAAGAAAAUAAGAGAGAGUACGAAAAGAAAGUUCAAGCCAUUGUUGAACAAAGUUGGCAAAACACUUAAGAUAUAAUUUCUUACUACUUAAUUAAAUAUUUUUAAAUGCUA